Messenger RNA from Mercenaria mercenaria, 759 nucleotides. RefSeq names its product L-xylulose reductase-like. Bases 1 to 759 code for a protein of 252 amino acids. Gene Ontology annotation, molecular function: L-xylulose reductase (NADPH) activity; carbonyl reductase (NADPH) activity. NCBI's taxonomy places the organism in Eukaryota, Metazoa, Mollusca, Bivalvia, Venerida, Veneridae. Gene Ontology annotation, biological process: xylulose metabolic process; glucose metabolic process. The record is from RefSeq and is a predicted model, not a curated record. The transcript has a single exon.
AUGUCUUUUAAUUUGGCUGGAAAGAAAUUUCUAGUUACAGGAGCAGGUCGUGGAAUAGGUCGAGUUCUUUCGAAGACUUUAAGUGAACAAGGAUGCAAAGUUUAUGCACUAAGUCGCACGCAAGAAACCCUUGAUACUUUGGCAGCGGGAAAUUCAAAUAUACACACAAUCCAAGCUGAUGUAAGGAACUGGGAUGAAUUGAGAAACAAACUUGAUGGGAUCGAAGUUCUGGAUGGACUUGUUAAUAAUGCUGGGGUAACAGAUGAACUGUCUGGCCCUUCGUUGGACGUUUCAAAAGCAUUUUUAGACAGGAAUUUCGAGACUGGAUUCUUAGCCUCAAUUAACACAAUACAGGUCAUCGGAAAUAAAAUGGUGGACGCCAAACGACCGGGCUCUAUCGUGAAUGUUUCUAGCGUGUUCUCGCUACAGAGUUUUCCACAAAAUUUAGGAUACACUGUAAACAAGGCAGCACUUGAUAUGAUCACCAAACAGUUUGCACUAGAGUUAGGACCACAUCAAAUUAGAGUGAACUCCGUUAACCCCACACUUGUUCUUACUGAGCAAGUACAGAAUUUUAUAACAAAUGUGUCACCUGUAGAUAAAAUCAUUAUAGAAAAGAUACCAAUGGCACGCAUACCGGAAGUGAGUGAAAUUGUGUACCCGAUCAUAUAUCUUCUUAGCGAUUUCUCAUCGAUGGUUUCAGGGACAACAAAUAUCAUUGACGGAGGACUGAUGUCAUCUUUUACUACUAAACUGUAA